UCCCUAGCUCCGAAGCGGCGCUGCUGCUGGAACCGAGCAAGGCCCGGCCCCCGCGGCCUGGUCCCGCUGCGGGCACGGAGCUAAACGCGGGAAGAGUUGCGGGUGGGUGACAGUCUGGUUUGGGCACCUCGCUUUCCUGGCAGGGAACCGGGUGUCCCAAGGGCUGGGUGCAUGGGCGGGAUGGUUAGAAGAAAAGCUCAGUGGGAACCAAACUGCAGCCAGGGGGAUGGUUGCAGAGGGGUAUGCUAUGACUGGUUUCAGACUGCCCGUCACCGCCUUUAGAAAACUAAAUGUCUGGCUUGGAGUCUGGGAGAAAUUCCCCUCUAAUAAACUCUGCGUGUCCUGGAGGAGAUGUAUAUACUCUAGCCACCAAUCCAGUAUAAUAAACUACAGAAAACACUUCAGCAUUUCUCCUGUGAAACAUGAUGUAUUUUUAAGACCGCCUUCACAAUGUAUUUCAGUGCCUUGUGUACGACUUAAAAGUGACAAAAGUUCUAGCAAGAAAAAACAAACCCUGCAAGAAGAGGAGGAGGAGGAGGAGGAGGAUGAAGAAAAGAGAAGUGAUUCAGAAGAUGAAUUUGAAAAUGACCCCAAUAUAGUGAAAGAUUACAAGGAUCUUGACAAAGUAGUCCAGUCUUUUCGUUAUGAUCUAAUAAUAAAAUCUGGUCUAGAUAUUGCAAGAAACAAAGUGGAAGAUGCAUUCUAUAAUGGUGAACUCCGGCUGAAUGGAGAAAAAUUGUGGAAGAAAAGCAGAACUGUGAAAGUUGGUGACACACUGGAUCUCAUAGUAGGGGAGGAUAAAAAAACAGAAACUGCUGUAGUUAUGCGAGUUGUCUUAAAAAAAGCAUCAGAAAAGACUGAAAGUGAAAAAUACAAAGUGGUUUUGCGGCGCUGGAAAAAUUUAAAAGUGCCCAAGCAGGAUGUAUUUAAGUGACAAGGAUUUGCAUAUGGCAGCAUGAGACUUCUUGUGGAAAACCAUUUCAUUUGUUGCUAAAUAUGAAGUUUGAUUAAAUAAAAUUCUUGCACCCUUUU
Molecule: messenger RNA, 1032 nt
Organism: Terrapene triunguis (Three-toed box turtle)
Lineage: Eukaryota; Metazoa; Chordata; Testudines; Emydidae
Gene: MTRES1
Product: mitochondrial transcription rescue factor 1
Exons: 4
Coding region: 227-934 (235 amino acids)
Source: RefSeq, a predicted model, not a curated record